Alternaria arborescens is the source of this 618-nucleotide messenger RNA. RefSeq lists its product as hypothetical. The coding region runs from base 1 to 618 and encodes 205 amino acids. The transcript has a single exon. The record is from RefSeq and is a predicted model, not a curated record. Lineage: Eukaryota; Fungi; Ascomycota; Dothideomycetes; Pleosporales; Pleosporaceae.
AUGAACGAGAAGUAUGGUGGUCAUAACUUGAGGAAGAUGGUCUGGAGAGAGGACAUGCCAGAUUUCGUACUGGAUGUCAUGCGCAAGAGAGUAGUCAGCAAACUCAGCUGGAAUUUUGGUUUCAGAGGCCGCUUGAUUCCAGUCGCAAGCCCUCGCACUGAGGACAUUGAGGACGUAGAAGACGUUUCCUGUGUGCUCAUAUUCCGAUCGCUUCGUACUCGCGCGGACGAUUUGCAAAAUCAGGCAGAUCGGAUCAUGACCGAACUGGAAAAAUGGUCAAGCUACUUUACCAAGAGCUUCGAGGCGAAGCUCGACCCUCACGCUGCUCUAGAGGUCACCCACAAAGCCCCGAACUGGUAUAGUGGCCCUGUUGUUUCUCAUCUAAAACCUCGUGUGCGGUAUCCAGAGCUUGAAUUUCAUACCACCGUCUGGCGAGGGAAGAAGGUUGCAGUCUACAGCUUGACAGAUUUGCUUGGAGAAAACAAGGCGCAAGAAUUGAUAGAAGGCAGUCAUUACGCUGGCGAGAGAUCUGUCGUAAUCAAGGCAGCAAGACACAACGUACCGGUUGAGAUACUACUUAUGCAGCUUCAGGCGUACAUCGCCCAGCCGGGGCCUUGA